AUGUCGUCCUGGCGGCCGCGCUCCCGCCUCGCCGCGCACCUCUUGCUCGCGCGUCCCAUCCCACCACCCCCGUUACCCGCCCGCCGCUGCCUCCGAGGCUACUCGACGACGCCGCCCGCGGCGCCCACCACACGCGAUUCUCUUCAGGAUCUCUGGUCCUCGCCGAGCAUCCGCCUCGCGCCCCUCCCAACCCUUUUUCCCCCUCGCAGGCGAUCCGCUCCGCGCGACCUUUCGACCUCCAGACCGCGGCCUCUUUUUCUCGACCAGGCGCCCAGCUUCGCCUACUCCGCCGUCAGCUGGCGCAGCCACCAGGUCAACUACUACGUCCCCGAGGUGUGCGUGCUGGGCUGCUCCAACGCGGGCAAGUCGACCUUUAUCAACGCCCUCCUCGGCGCUACGGGCCUGGCGCGGAGCAGCUCCCGCCCGGGAAGCACGCGGGAGAUGAAUGCGUACGCGACAGGUCCCGUCGUCAAGCGCAAGGUUAUCAAGAACGAAAAUGCCAAGGCCCCGCCCAAGAUGGACCUGCUGCGGAGCCUCAUCCUCAUGGACACACCCGGCUACGGGUACAACAGUGUCAAGGAGUGGGGUCGCCAGAUUGAGGAGUACCUCGAGCGGCGCACCAUGCUCAAGGGCGUCGUCCUCCUCCUGCGCGCCGACGUUCCGCUCACGCGCUGGGAUACCGAAGUCCUCGAGUUUCUCGCCCACCAUCAGAAGCGCACACUCGUCAUCUUCACCCGCGCGGAUCGCUGCCGUGCCGACGGCGCCGCUUGGCUCGACGCUUGCGCGGCGCGCUGCGACCAGGUGAGGGAGCUCGUCGAGAACCCGAAGAGGGGCAAGUCCCAAGGCGACUGGGUCCCUGAGAUGUGCGUCACCGCCGCGGGUAUGGGCGACGCCCUCUUCGCCAAGAGGGCAAAACUUAAAAGAAGCCCGGCCCGCGAGGAGGCUGGCAUGGGCGGUGCGCGGAUCGCCGUGCUUAGGCUUGCGGGUCUGAUGGGCAAGGAGGCCAAGAGCAAGGAACCGGCUCCGGAACCAUGGGUGGGCAAGAUCGUGUCUUGGGACGAUAUACCUAUGAAAGGCGGCUGA
This is a messenger RNA of Parascedosporium putredinis, 1083 nucleotides long. The record is from the annotation of a GenBank genome assembly. NCBI's taxonomy places the organism in Eukaryota, Fungi, Ascomycota, Sordariomycetes, Microascales, Microascaceae.